Molecule: messenger RNA, 999 nt
Organism: Lontra canadensis (Northern American river otter)
Lineage: Eukaryota; Metazoa; Chordata; Mammalia; Carnivora; Mustelidae
Product: collagen alpha-1(II) chain-like
Exons: 2
Coding region: 1-999 (332 amino acids)
Source: RefSeq, a predicted model, not a curated record
AUGCGCGGAGCUGCGUCACCUGGGGGCAUCCGCGCCGAGCGCCCGGUGCUCCGUCCCCACCACCCCGCCCCUCGGUGGGACACCACCGGCCACUGGACGCUCCGACGCAGCGCGCAGCCCUCCGCCUCGGACGAGGCCGCGUCCCUGUGCUGCUGGGACUUCCGAGUCUCCGAACCGGAGGAGCAUCUGCCCCCGGGGACGACCGCGCGAGUGUCCGACCCAGGACACGCUGAGUCCGUCCGCAGGCACCGGGGGCGCCGGGGGCAACUCCCAGCCGACGGCGAGCGCCGGUCUGCAGCGGAGACGGGAGCGUCCGCGCCGUCGGAGAGAUCCGAGCGGGGCCCCGAGCCCGGCGGCUCCGGAGGGACUCCCGGGAGCGGGGCGGGGGUGGAAGCGCGCGGGCAGGGGGCGGGGUCCGAGGCGGCAGGGACGCGGCGGGAGAGGGGAGUGAUGACCGGCCACGGUCCUACCGCGCAGGGACGGGCGGGCGCGGGAGCCCGGCCGGCAGGACUCGGACGCCUUCGGGGCUCGCGGCGGGCGCUACGUCUCUACGGGUCUGGGGACGCGGGCCCGGACCGGCCUCGCCGGCUGGGAGCGGGAGGGGCGGAGCUUGGGCCCCCCCGUCCCGCCGCGUUACCCGCACGUUCGGCCUCGUCGCGUUCCCGAGUCCGGCGUCGGCGGGAACUGGUGCCCCCGCCCCGGGCCCCUGAGACACUCCCCGAGGCCCCCGAGGACCCCAGGACCCCGAGCCCCCCCGCGCCCCCGAGCCGGGUCCGCCCGCCGGGACCUGCCCCUCUCUCCCCCACGCCUGCCCCGCGGAUCCCAGCAACUUCCCCCGCGGGGACCUGCCGCCGGGAGGGGGCGCCGUGCUACUCGGAAGCGGAGCCUGGGGACGCAGCGGGGGCAUCCGGAAGUGACGCCCGUCGGCGGAAGUCCCGCCCGCCCCGCCGGAAGUCCCGCCGGAAGUUCCGGGCCCCUGUCCGCGCUCCCUCGUGGUAG